This is a messenger RNA of Labeo rohita (rohu), 986 nucleotides long. It is a transcript of the gene cmtm8b, whose product is annotated as CKLF-like MARVEL transmembrane domain containing 8b. Gene Ontology annotation, cellular component: membrane. Gene Ontology annotation, biological process: myelination. The transcript has 4 exons. Bases 95 to 631 code for a protein of 178 amino acids. Gene Ontology annotation, molecular function: structural constituent of myelin sheath. Lineage: Eukaryota; Metazoa; Chordata; Actinopteri; Cypriniformes; Cyprinidae. The record is from RefSeq and is a predicted model, not a curated record.
UUGGCCUAAGCCUUCACCAUAGUAGGUUUCCUUUACCUUAGGAGCAAGGACCACUUCUUGGUUUAUUCAGGGAUUUUUUUGUGAUUCCGUUAGAAUGGAUAUCGACUCCGAGUCCCGCACCGACAGCAGCAUUACUGACAGAACCAGUAAAAGCUCAAAUAUAGAAAGUUUAGGCUUGACACACUCCGGGUUGGCUUAUGAUGGGAACUUUAUGCGCUCUGCUUCUGGCGUGUUUAUGACUGGAGAAAUCGUGUUUGGGCUUUUGGUGUGGACUCUGCUUGGUGGAACAGAGUAUCUCCACGUUCCUGCACUGGGAUGGGUAAUGUUUGUGUCAGUCUUUUACUGGGUGCUUACUGUCAUUCUCUUCCUCAUAUAUCUGACCACGGCCCACACUAGGAUUUCCCGGAUCCCAUGGAAAAAUGUGGGAAUAUGUUUUAAUGGCAGCGCCUCUGUAUUGUACCUGACAGCAGCUGUGAUUUGUGCUGUAUCUUUGAAUGUGGCCAAUAGGGGGCGCUACUACUUCAUCAGCUGGGUGGCCUCAACGAUAUUUGCCUCACUGGCUAUGGUGUGUUAUGUCGGAAAUACAGUUGUGAAUUUCAAAUCCUGGAGAUCGAAAAGUGAAGAUACAUAACCAAAUGUUUUUAGUUUGUUUGCUUGUCUGUUUGCUUUUAUUAUCCCUGGGGGAUCAUUUAUGCACAUUUAAAGAACCAGCUAAAAAGUUUUGCUGUGGUUGUGUUUGAAAUGCUUAAAAUAUGUAGCAUUGUUCCUAUGUUAAACUUUAUCUGUACACUACAGAAGAUUUCUCAUUUGAUUUUUCAUAAGAAAUGAAUUAUUGUGGCGGAACACGAUCCAUGUUUAAACCCAUGCUGUAUCACUACAGUAAGCCCACUAUAAUGAUUUUUAUGCAGAGUUGUUAGAUUCAGUUUGAUGGGAAGUUUUAGGAUUUUGUUUACUUGUUUGGAUUAAAUGAGAACUAUUAUGCAAAA